AUGGCGGCCGCGGUCUCCAGUCCGGAGGUGACUGCUGAGGGGCAGGAGCCUUUGCUGAGUCCCGGAGAGGCAGAGGAGGAGGAGAGCAGGGAUGUUGUGGAAACACAAGAGCAUUAUAAGAGCAGGUGGCGAUCCAUCUGGAUUAUGUAUCUUACUAUGUUUCUCAGUAGUGUAGGUUUCUCAAUUGUAAUUAUGUCUGUGUGGCCAUAUCUCCAAAAGAUUGAUCCGACAGCAGAUGCGAGUUUCUUGGGCUGGAUUAUAGCUUCAUAUAGCAUUGGCCAAAUGGUUGCCUCUCCCCUGUUCGGCUUGUGGUCCAAUUACAGGCCAAGGAGAGAACCUCUCGUUGUUUCAACGGCUAUUUCAGUAGCUGCUAAUUGUCUUUAUGCUUAUGUCCAUGUACCUCAUUCACACAACAAAUACUACAUGCUGACUGCACGUGCUCUUGUGGGAUUUGGAGCAGGAAACGUGGCUGUAGUUCGAUCGUAUAUUGCGGGUGCCACUUCUCUUACGGAAAGAACAAGUGCCAUGGCCAAUACCAGUGCCUGCCAAGCCGUUGGCUUCAUAUUAGGACCAGUUUUUCAGACAUGUUUUACACUUAUUGGAGAAGAAGGAAUAACAUGGAAAUUAGUUCAUCUUCAGCUGAACAUGUAUACAGCACCAGUUUUAUUUGGAGCUCUCUUAGGAGUUAUUAAUAUUAUUCUCAUCUUUGCCAUAUUCAGAGAGCAUCGAGUGGAUGACAUGGGACGGCAAUGCAAAAGUAUCAAUUUUGAAGGAGAAGAAAGUGGUGUUCUGGAUCAGGAUGCAGAAGGAAACGUUGACCAUGUUGCUGUGGUAGCAAUCAAUUUUCUUUUCUUUGUCAUCUUGUUUGUGUUUGCUGUCUUUGAAACUAUAGCUACUCCAUUGACGAUGGAUAUGUAUUCCUGGACCAGGAAAGAAGCCGUUUUUUAUAAUGGAAUAAUCCUUAGUGUGGUUGGCAUUGAAUCGGUUAUUGUUUUCUUGGUGGUUAAAACGCUAUCUAAAAAGACUGGUGAGCGUGCCAUACUCCAUGGAGGCUUACUGAUUGUCUUGGUUGGAUUCUUUAUCUUGCUGCCUUGGGGGAAAAAACUACCAAAUAUCCAGUGGCAAGAAAUAAAGAAUAACUCCAUUCCCAGAACAACUUCCACUGAAAUGUUAAUGCCUUUCUGGAGUUUGCAAGCAAUGCAGCUUCCAUCCAACCACACAGUGGAACCCGUAGGCUGCCCCGUCACGCAGUCCUGGUGCCUGAACACUCCUAUGAUCUAUCUGGCCCAGUAUAUCAGCUCUGACAUACUAAUAGGAUUGGGCUAUCCAGUUUGUAAUGUCAUGUCCUACACUUUAUACUCAAAAAUUCUAGGACCAAAGCCUCAGGGUGUCUACAUGGGAUGGUUAACUGCCUCUGGAAGUGGAGCACGAAUACUCGGGCCUGUUUUUGUGAGCCAAAUAUACACUCACCUGGGACCACGCUGGGCAUUUAGCUUAAUCUGUGGAGUAGUUGUAGUCUCUCUCUUACUCUUGGAGAUAGUAUACAAGAGACUAAUUGCAUUUUCUGUCAGAUAUGGAAGGAUGCAAGAAGAGAAUUGUUAAAUAUGUAUUUAGGAAAAAAAAAGUACAACCAACCAGAAACAAUACUUUAGUUUAUUACUACUUUUUAAUGAGGAGUACCUAACCACUGACCUUGUUGGCUGUAUGCUAGGAACUGUAGACCUGUACUUACACAUUGACAGAACACAUAACUUGGUCAUAUCCUAAUGUAUGGUUACACCUGCUGCAACAGAGCUUUUGUAUUCUGCUUUUCUAGCAGCAGAGGAAGGGAUGUGAACAAGUUAGAUCAAUACAAUGGCACAUUUGAAGUGUGUACAGUUUAAAUGAUGCACCUGCGUACUGAAUGCAGCUGUGAAGGUCACAGGUUAUGUGCAUCCUUUCCAGAAAGAAGUAAAAGAAAUAUUUAUCUUGAUUCUGUGAAUCAGGAUUAGUAACUCUUUUGUAACUACAAGAUUAGUUGAGCUGCAUGCACUUUGUAUGGAAACAUCACUACUUAAGUGAACCUUCUGAUGUUCAGUUUGCUAGCUUGUAAGCACUGGUUAAUACAAAAUGUCUCGCUUUGGAAACUUACAUAUCAGUACAUCUCCAGGAUUUCAAAUGAAAUGUGACAGAAUUGUAGAGGAAGGUAGGUGCCUACUUCACAAGCAGUUUAUGCGGGAUUUGGGUAUGUAAGUUGGUUGAGCGCCAUUGAAAAUCACAGCCUCAGUGGCUGUUACUUGAACUACAGUGAACUGUAUGUGCAAUUUUUCUUCUACUGUUUUGUUGAAUGCCUUUUUGUAGCAAGAAAGAUAACCUGCACAGAGUUGAAUUAUGCACAGCUUUUCUUAACUUUACUACAAGAAGGAAAUACUAAGCAUGAUAGUUUACACUUUCGUUGUCAUUUCUAAGAAUGAAUGCGCUGUGCUGAGCAACCAGUGUUAAUUAAGUAAAAAGGAGGAAACUAGCUCCUCGGGUGUCGGCUAUUAUUUGUAGACUUAUUUUUUUCUGAUAAUAUGGUAUGAGAAACAGGAAUUUACAAUGCUUGAAUCAUUCAGUGUUUAUUUUAAAAAGUAAAAUAAUAAUUUUCCUUCAUAAUGGGGCCUAAGAUCAUCUGUAUGGGUUUGUUUUAUCUGUUUGAA
This is a messenger RNA of Aptenodytes forsteri (emperor penguin), 2678 nucleotides long. It is a transcript of the gene MFSD8, whose product is annotated as major facilitator superfamily domain containing 8. Gene Ontology annotation, molecular function: transmembrane transporter activity. Lineage: Eukaryota; Metazoa; Chordata; Aves; Sphenisciformes; Spheniscidae. The transcript is spliced from 12 exons. Gene Ontology annotation, biological process: transmembrane transport. The record is from RefSeq and is a predicted model, not a curated record. Gene Ontology annotation, cellular component: lysosomal membrane. The coding region runs from base 1 to 1602 and encodes 533 amino acids.